Messenger RNA from Spodoptera litura, 2360 nucleotides. RefSeq names its product lipopolysaccharide-induced tumor necrosis factor-alpha factor homolog. The record is from RefSeq and is a predicted model, not a curated record. Lineage: Eukaryota; Metazoa; Arthropoda; Insecta; Lepidoptera; Noctuidae. Gene Ontology annotation, molecular function: zinc ion binding.
CUUUGUGUCCAGUGAAUACCAAAGAGCAUUGAUGAAUAGUGAAUAAUACCUAAACAACUUGUUGAUAAUGUGUAACUAAUACUACGAAUUUUAAAAAAAUAUCCUCCCUCCAUUAUUCUCCAGUGCAAGUAUUGAUUUUUCAUCUAAUAGGUGUGACGACGUAGGUUGUUUAUCCAUCUAUUAUAAAACGGCCUGAUUCGAGAAAAGCUCCCGCUUCUUGUGUUAUAUAGAAGACACGAUGGAGAAAGGCUGGAAUCCUCCUCCGUAUGGCUGGAGUAACGCGCAUACGACGCAGCCACCACCAGCUGCUCCUCCUAGCUACUCGCAAGCUGUAGGGGGUGUUGGUCCUUCCAGCCCUUACACUCCUCAAUAUCCUCCAUCCUCAGGGCCUUCGAUAGUUACUACGGUGGUGCCAGUCGGUCCUCAUCCCACCCACAUGAUCUGCCCCAGCUGCCAUGCGGAGAUAGAUACAGCCACUCAGACUAAACCAGGCCUAAUUGCAUACAUUUCUGGAGCCAUCAUUUGUCUUGUGGGUUGCUUCUUCGGAUGUUGCCUUAUCCCAUGCUGCAUUGACAGCUGCAUGGAUGUGCAUCACAAAUGCCCCAACUGUGGAGCUUACCUUGGCCGCUACCGACGAUAAACAUCACAAACAUCACGUGAUCGACGAAAAUAACUACAUAAUUGGAAAACUGAACAUUUCAGGAUCUGCAUGGGAAAUCUUCAUUUACUUUAAACCCUGCCUAUAUCUUGAUUUAGCUUUUAACAAUAUUAUUGACGAAGAAAAAAACAAUAAUUUACGAUUUAAAUUAAUCGAAUAGAUUAUUUUCUCGAAUGAAAGAAAUCUCAUAAACCACUUUUAAGUUAGAUAGUUGCAUUACUUAUUUUAAGUAACAGUAAUUUAUAAUUUAUUGUCCCUAGUCAAAGGGCAGCAUGCAUGGCAUUGCUUGACAGCUAGAGUAGAUGUCAAUUAUUAUUGGUUGGGGUGUCCAGUAGUCCUGCCGAACACUUCGUACAGCACAUCUUGGCUCUCGCGCAACUUGCGCUUGUGACGAUGGGUUAAAAUCUAAAUAUCCGUCAAACUGAGCAAUAUUACGGUACUGCCUUCUACUUUGUUAAAAAGGUAGUUACCUAUUGAUACAAAAAGUAAAAUGGCUUUCUAGCGACAAGUCAACUAACUAAUUGAAGCUGGACUUGGAGGAAGAUUACUUCUAUUAUUGAUUUAAAUGCUUAAGGCAUUGGCUGCCAAUAAAAAACUAUUGAAGGCAAAUCCUCCGCUAAUGUCGGUCACCAGUGACUGCCAUGGCGUUUAACGUGUUAACAUGAAUGUCUUUAUUGUUUGUUUUCAUAUGCUUACAUACAUAGUACAAUUUAGUAUGAAAUGCAAUUAUAACUUGUUGACUUAUUUAAUGAGAUAAUUUAUGAGUUGAUUCGUUUUUACGUGUUUUUAAUAUUUAAGAGUAAGCCAUAGCGCGCAUUUAUCUAUUAAGCAGAGUUAUAUUCAGUGCCAAAAUGUCUUCCCCAUGGCCCGACAACUUAUCGAUCACUUGUUACACGAUUUUAAUAAAUAUUCUAAAUGUUUAGUGACUAGAAUACCACAUGAUGCGUAUUAUUGUAUGUAUGGUAUGGUAUGUGUAGAAUAGUAACUACAAUUAAGGUCUGUUUCACAAUGUCUGAUUAUUGUGUUAGUCUGACAGAUAAUUUGACUUAUUUUUCAAUGUGUCCGUCAAAGCUUACAGAAAUGUAAUCAGACAUUGUGUAACAGGCCUAAUAAUUGACGUCAUUGCAUAGCAUCACAAUUCGGACCCCAAAAACCUGAAAAUCAGGCUUUAUGUGUUUAUGUCGUAUAAAUCCACAGUAGUCCCCGUAGAAAUUACUCAUUAAGUAAUAGAAUGUGAACUAAAUGUUGUAUGGAAGCUACUUAAAUGUGUUGGAUGUUAUUUCACAGUAUGUAUUAAAAAUGUGUUUUGUUCCCUCCAUACAAAUUAUAAUCUCACCUCUUUGGUUAGUCUGACUAACAGCUUAGUUUUAUAAAAAAGGUUUAUGUAUGAUCGUUAUAAUCUACUUUCCAGUUAUUACUCUAAUGUUAUGUUGAUAUUAAUAACAGAUUUUCACAGCAUAUUAGGAGUACAUCAUUUUACAUAGAUUAAUGUUAUUGAUAUAUUGAGUAACUGCGUGUAUCUUACGUAUUUGGUUAAGGAAUUGUUACCAGCCUUUUAAUUUAGUUUUAAUUUAGUCACUUAAGCUAAUUUUAUUAAUUUACAAUUAUUAUUUACUGCAUAAUAGGGAAAUAUUGACGGACACGGGUUGUCAGUGAUUUAUUUGUGUUACAAUAACUCAAUACUGUUUGGCUUAACAUUUUU